AUGAAUAAUAGACAAAUUUGUAUAGCUAGUAACGUCUCAAUCAAUGAUAAUCAUCAUCUUGCAUUUUUAUCGAUCGCUAAUGCUUUCGGCGAUCUUCUGGUUCGUGAUACACGCAUGCCAUGUCGUGCUAGAAAAGCUGAUUGUCUUAUCUAUCGUGUUGAAGAAGAUACAUUAAAUACAGAUGAACAUGCACAUUCAGCGACUAAUCAACAUUUUGCUCGUUCAAUGUUAAUUAGAUCUACAACUGCUAGAAAAUCGACAUUUAUUUCAACAUAA
This is a messenger RNA of Adineta ricciae, 276 nucleotides long. The record is from the annotation of a GenBank genome assembly. NCBI's taxonomy places the organism in Eukaryota, Metazoa, Rotifera, Eurotatoria, Adinetida, Adinetidae.